CGCCUCUAAGGUAAGGAAAGCACUAAAGAAAAAAGGUUUGCUGUUCGUAUUUUUUUUGACUGAAGCAAAGGAUUUUAAUACCAAUAAAUAUAGUAUAUUACUAUUAGCAUUUCUGGAACGAAUUGCGUUAUUAUUUUUUCUGAUUAACGGUAGCUACUGCCACUGUUCCAUCUACAAUAACUCAAGCAAUCGAUAUUUUGCACUCUUCAUGGAGAAUUUAGAACAACAUCAGAGUGAUUUUGAUAAGCAGCCUGACCGAAAAAGUUCAGGAGUAAAAGCUGAGACUCAUGAACGGUCACAAUCAAUCUCUAGGGAGUCUGGCGAAUCAACGAAUUCAAACUAUUCUCCAACACACUUUAAAGAAAACGCUUCAGUAAAUGGAUAUGAGAAGUUUUCGGCUAAACAGGAAGAACCAAUGUCCCCAGAAUGCAGUCAUUCUAAAUCAAAUAUAACCGAUGAUUAUAUUGGUAAUUUUUCAACUGAAACCAAAAAACCCUUGAAGUCAUCAAGAUUUCGGUCGAAACCAAGAAAAAGUAGUUCUCUGUCUCCAUGCCGUGGUGAUAAUUCACGAUCAUCAGAAGGAGUAAAAUCAUUCGAGGACCAUUCAUGUUCACACUCCGUAGCCUCCAAGGGGUCUGGUUCGAAAUCUAAUAGUGAUGAGAAUGCAUCACGGCACCAUUCAAGGUCUACAUCUAUUUCUGGACUAAAAACGAAUUCUAAAUCAAGAUCUAAAUCUAAAUCUCCGCGAUUCAAUAUGGAAGGUGAACAGUCAAGAAGAUCUAGAUCGCGGUCGAGGAGUUCUAAGAACAGUAAAAGUCGAUCGGUGAGGAGAUCCAGAUCGCAUUCAGGAUCGGAUCGAAAUUCCGUGACGUCGAAUCACUCUAAACCGAGUUCGGAAGUCUCUAUUCAAUCUGGCAGAAGUUCUGCUGCCUCAAAUCGAUCAAGACCCGAUUCGAUCGCUUCAACAGAAGAAAAACACAUACUUAGACUGUCAAGUAAGUCAAGAGACAAUUCUCCUGGCUUAAGAGGUUCGAGAGCACUCUCUGCAGCGUCGAACAAAUCCAGACCAGGAUCAACUGUAUCGAAUAGGUCCAGAUCACGUUCUUUAUCUAGAGAUGCUUCUCUUACUAUAAGAAAAUCAUAUGAAAGGUUUCAUUCAGAGUCUCCAAGCACAUUCAGACCUGGUUCUCGCAGUACUAGACAGUCGCAUUCUAAAUCUCAUUCACGAUCCCCACGACGUUUAAUCAUUUCUAACAGGUCAAGAUCUCGUGAAUCCGAAACAUAUUCCCGUAAAUCAAAAUCCAGAUCACGAUCACAUUCUGUUAAAGAGAGACCAAAAUCCCAUUCAUUCAAGUUAAAAUCUAAAUCACGAUCCCCUAUAGUACCGAGAGGCAUGUCUCGUUCUGAUUCUGCAAAAUCUAGAUCCAGAUCGCGUUCAUGCUCCAGAUCCAUGUCAAGGUCUAUUCAAUCGAGGUCUCGAUCAUGUUCGGGAUCUCCUACUUCCCGAUCAGGGUCACGUAAGUCCAGAUCCAGGUCACGUUCGCGCUCAGUAAAAUCAAGAUCUCGUUCCGGUUCUGGAACUUCGUCAUAUUCUCAGCCGAUAUCCAGGCGAUCCGUAUCAUGUUCGAGGUCAAGAUCUCCAUCUCGGUCACGUUCAAGAUGCAAAUCUAUAUCAAAAUCACAAUCUCGAUCACGAUCACGGUCGGGGUCUGUACAAUCGCAUUCGCAUUCUCGAUAUCGAUCACACUCACGUUCAAAGUCACGAUCAAUCUCUAGCUCGCGAAGAAGAAGCAGAAGUCCCAGCAGAGACUCUAUUGGAAGUUCAGUCGGUUUCAAACGAAAACGCAGAAUUUCGAAUUCUGAUUCUGAGAUCGACGGUGAAGUUCGGGAUAAAAAGUCAAAGCAUCAAAGUCCUGAUUCUAGAGAGGAUAAUGUAGAAAAAAUAAUUACCGAGAGAGAUGAAGAUGAGGAGAAAAGAAUAUUAGGAGAUGAGAGGGAGGAAACGCUCACACAGUCGCGUUUAAUGGACGACGGCGAGGAUUCUGACGAAGGAGUACGAGAAGGAGAUGGGGAGGAGAAUGAUCACAUGUCUGAUUUUGAUCGUAUGUUGGCACGCAAGAAGGAAGAGCAGACACGAAGACGUAAACGCAAAGAUAUCGACAUUAUCAAUGACAACGAUGAUAUAAUAGCCCAAUUAUUAACAGAUAUGAGGAAUGCCUCGGAUGAAGAUCGGAAAUUGAAUCAACAGUCCAAACCGGCAACUAACAAAAUAGCGAUGUUGCCCAAAGUCUUGUCGCAGUUGAAAAAACACGAUCUUCAAUUAGCUUUCUUGGAGCACAACGUGCUCUCGGUACUGACCGAUUGGCUGGCGCCUAUGCCAGAUCGUUCUCUGCCUUCUUUACGAAUUCGUGAUAGUUUGUUGAAACUUCUGUGGGAAUUUCCCAGAAUUGAUCAGGGGUCCUUAAAGCAAUCAGGGAUUGGAAAAGCUGUAAUGUAUCUUUAUAAACAUCCACGAGAAACAAAAGAAAAUAAAGAACGAGCGGGAAAAUUGAUUAACGAAUGGGCGAGACCAAUAUUCAAUCUAUCCGCUGAUUUUAAAGCGUUAUCGAAAGAGGAACGGCUGCAAAGAGACCUAGAGCAGACGCCAUCAAAGCGGAGAAAAUCGAAUGAAGCUGAUACGGGUCACAAAUCUGAUAUCAAUAAAGCACUGAAGCAAAACGAUGCGAAACAACUCAGACCUGGUGAUCCCGGAUGGAUUGGGAGAGCUAGGGUUCCUAUCCCAUCGAACAAAGACUACGUUGUCAGACCGGAGUGGAAGUCAGAAGUGGACAUCAGUCGUACCACUAAGAAACAAAUGAAUAGAUUCGAAAGACAUAUGAAAAAUUAUAUGGAUGGUAAGAGGAUAAAAGCUGCGAGAAGAGCAGUUGAUAUUUCCAUUGAAGGACGAAAAAUGUCAUUAUAAUUCUAGUUGCAUAUUUAAGUUCUUUUUAUUAUGAUUCAUAUAGCAUUGUAUUAAGUGAAUUACUUGAUAAAUAAAUAUCUACAAUUACUUCCAAUAUC
Fopius arisanus is the source of this 3060-nucleotide messenger RNA. RefSeq names its product IWS1-like protein. The transcript is spliced from 3 exons. Gene Ontology annotation, cellular component: nucleus. Bases 209 to 2962 code for a protein of 917 amino acids. Lineage: Eukaryota; Metazoa; Arthropoda; Insecta; Hymenoptera; Braconidae. Gene Ontology annotation, biological process: poly(A)+ mRNA export from nucleus. The record is from RefSeq and is a predicted model, not a curated record.